Molecule: messenger RNA, 995 nt
Organism: Onychomys torridus (southern grasshopper mouse)
Lineage: Eukaryota; Metazoa; Chordata; Mammalia; Rodentia; Cricetidae
Gene: Card19
Product: caspase recruitment domain family member 19
Exons: 5
Coding region: 100-819 (239 amino acids)
Cellular component (GO): mitochondrion
Source: RefSeq, a predicted model, not a curated record
GCUUAGGGCCCGGCCUGCGGCAGCGGCGGUCACCGGAGCCGUCGGGCCGGGCGGCGGACGGACAGCCGAGGACCGCGGGGCGGCGCCGUGUCCUCCGCCAUGACAGAUCAGACCUACUGUGACCGGCUGGUACAGGACACACCUUUCCUGACAGGACAGGGUCGCCUGAGCGAGCAACAAGUGGACAGGAUCAUCCUCCAGCUGAACCGCUACUACCCACAGAUCCUUACCAACAAGGAGGCCGAAAAGUUCCGGAACCCCAAGGCGUCCCUGCGCGUGCGGCUCUGCGACCUCCUGAGCCACCUACAGCAGCGUGGGGAGCGGCACUGUCAGGAAUUCUACCGAGCGCUGUACAUCCAUGCCCAGCCCUUACACAACCACCUGCCCAGCCGCCACGCCCUUCAAAACUCAGCUUUCAGAGAGCUGGACUGGGACAGUGAGAGCCGUGAGCUGAGUGACAGGGGUAACGCCCCGCCGCCUCCUUUCUCUUUCCCUCUUCCCUCAGGGCUCUGUCUGUGUCCCAGGGGCUUCUCCAUCCCACACUGGGUUUUCUUCCUGGCUUUCUGUUGGGGGGCAGGCCCCCUGGAGUGCUCGCCAACUGCUACAGGCCAUCCCACUCCUUUCUCCCCAGGACCCAUGAGCUUCCUGGCAGGCCUAGGCCUGGCAGCGGGCCUGGCCCUCCUCCUCUACUGCUGCCCUCCAGACCCCAAAGUGCUGCCUGGGACCCGUCGCAUCCUCGCCUUCUCGCCCGUCAUCAUUGACAGCCAUGUCAGCCGUUACCUGUUGGCCUUCCUGGCAGAUGACCUCGGAGGCUUCUGACGAACCCAGACCCUGGGCCUUACCUGCUGCUUAACCAAAGAAUCCCCUGGCCGCCCACUGUGGGGGCCGCACCUCUUUUUCUAAAUACUUAUUUUUCAUUAUUUAUAAUUUCUACAAGAACACAUCACCUUCACUCUACAAGGUGCUUAAUAUUAAAUGUCCCAGCUCUCUCUGCC